CUCGCUUCCUGCAUAAACAAAGCUUGCCUGGGCUACAUUCUGCAACUGGGUUGGACGGCGAGAAUCGUUUUAAAAUGGCGCAAGCUGGGGUUUUCCUGGAGCACGACCAGUUCAACUGUUCCAUAUGUUUGGAUGUCUUAAAGGACCCUGUGACUAUUCCAUGUGGUCACAGUUAUUGUAAAGGCUGCAUUAAAGGCUACUGGGACCAGGAUGACUAUCUGGGGAUCUAUGGCUGUCCUCAGUGCAGGCAGAGCUUCGCUCCCAGACCCAUGCUGGGCAGGAACACGAUGCUGGCAGAUGUGGUGGAGAAACUGAAGAAGACGGGGCUCCACACUGGACCGACAGCGUCUGAUCCGACCCAAGCCGAGCCCGGGGAUGUGGAGUGUGAUGUUUGCUCUGGGACGAAAAACAAAGCCUUUAAAUCCUGCCUGGUGUGUCUGGCGUCUUACUGCGAGACCCACCUUCAGCCCCACUACGAGUCUCCUGCCUUUCAGAAACACAAGCUGGUGUCUCCUUCAAAGAUGACACAAGAACAGCUCUGCUCUCGCCAUGAGAAACUCCUGGAGGUGUUUUGCCGCACGGAUCAGCAGUGCAUUUGUUAUCUUUGUUUAACUGAUGAACACAAAGGACACGACACUGUUCUAGCUACAGCAGAGAUGAAUGAGAAAAAGAAUGCUCUGGUGGAGAUACAGAGGAUUUCCCAGCAGAGGAUUCAGGAGAGAGAGAAGGAGCUGGCCGACCUGAGAGAGGCUACACAGAUGCUCACUCUCUCCGCACAGACGGCCCUCGAGCAGAGCGAGCGCAUCUUCACAGAGCUGGUGUGCUCUAUAGAGCGCCGGCGCGCUGAAGUGACGGAGCUGAUCCGGGGUCAGGAGAGGGCGGCAGUGAGCCAAGCUGAAGCACUCCUUCAACAACUGGAGCAGGAGAUAACAGAGCUGAAGAAAAGACACGCUGAAUUAGGAGAGCUUUCACAAACAGAGGACCAUAUCUCCUUCCUUCAGAACUGCAGGUCUCUGUGUACUCAGCCUGUGCCUGUUAAAUUGCCAAACAUCACCUCUGACCCAAACUUUGGAUGCAUGAUGGCGGCGCUGACAGAGUUCCAGGCUCUCCUCGAGGACGUCUGCCAGGGAGGAUUUGUCAAUAUCUCAGAGAAAGUGAAUGAUGUUACUAUUAUUGAGAGCACCAAAGCGAGGACAGAUUCAGAGUCCAUUACAGCUUCAGCACCGGUCUUUGGUCAGGCUGUACAGAACCCGUUUACCAUUAGCGUCCCGACAAUUAGUGUGUUUCCAUUCUCAUCAUUUGGAUCCAGAUCACAAGCUCCUCGUCAGAAACUGCAGCCACGUAGGAGGCGAAGGUAGCCUUAAGAUCGGCCUGAGAAAUGCCUGAUUAGAAUUCAGUCAAGAGGCCAAAGUCGGUUUGUGGCAGUUUUUUGGAACAUGUACAUUUUCAUGGUUAAAAAAGAAAAG
Molecule: messenger RNA, 1466 nt
Organism: Cyprinus carpio (common carp)
Lineage: Eukaryota; Metazoa; Chordata; Actinopteri; Cypriniformes; Cyprinidae
Gene: ftr67
Product: finTRIM family, member 67
Molecular function (GO): zinc ion binding
Source: RefSeq, a predicted model, not a curated record